AUGGCACUUAAGAAAGCAGGUGUUUUAGGAGCUACUGGUUCAGUUGGUCAAAGAUUCAUCUUAUUAUUAUCUCAACAUCCAGAAUUUGAAAUUCAUGCCUUGGGAGCAUCACCACGUUCUGCUGGGAAACAAUAUAAGGAUGCAGUUACUUGGAAACAAACUGAAUUAUUACCAGAAUCAGCCCAAUCUGUUAUUGUUCAAGAAUGUAAACCAGAAGGAGCAUUCCAAGAAUGUGAUAUUGUAUUUUCUGGAUUAGAUGCUGAUUAUGCUGGAGAAAUCGAAAAAGCAUUUGUUGAAGCUGGACUUGCAGUUGUUUCUAAUGCUAAGAACUAUAGAAGAGAACCAACUGUUCCCUUAGUCGUUCCAAUUGUCAAUCCUGAACAUAUUGAUGUUGUUGAAAAGAAACUUAACGAUGCUAAAGCAGCUGGUGAAAAGAAACCCGGGUUUAUCAUUUGUAUUUCCAAUUGUUCAACUGCUGGUUUGGUUGCACCUUUAAAACCUUUGGUUGAAGCCUUUGGUCCAAUUGAUGCUUUGACUGCCACCACUUUACAAGCUAUUUCUGGGGCCGGAUUUUCUCCUGGUGUUUCAGGUAUGGAUAUUUUGGAUAAUAUUGUUCCAUAUAUUGGUGGAGAAGAAGAUAAAUUGGAAUGGGAAACCAAAAAGAUUUUAGGUGGUGUUAAUGUUGCUGGUACUGAAUUCACCCCAAUUCCAGAUUCAGAUAUGAAAGUAAGUGCUCAAUGUAAUAGAGUUCCAGUCAUUGAUGGUCAUACUGAAUGUAUUUCUCUUAGAUUUGCCAAUAGACCACCACCAUCUGUUGAACAAGUUAAGAAAGCUUUAUCCGAUUAUCAAUGUACUGCUAGUAAAUUAGGAUGUCAUUCUGCUCCAAAACAAACCAUUCAUGUAUUGGAACAACAAGAUAGACCACAACCUAGAUUAGAUAGAGAAAGAGAUAGAGGAUAUGCUGUAUCUGUUGGUAGAGUCAGAGAAGAUCCUGUUUUGGAUUUCAAGAUGGUUGUCUUGUCUCAUAAUACCAUUAUUGGUGCUGCUGGUGCAGGUAUUUUAAUUGCUGAAAUCCUUAAAGCAAUCUUGUAG
Messenger RNA from Hemisphaericaspora subhashii, 1092 nucleotides. RefSeq names its product aspartate-semialdehyde dehydrogenase (gene HOM2). Bases 1 to 1092 code for a protein of 363 amino acids. The transcript has a single exon. Gene Ontology annotation, biological process: L-threonine biosynthetic process. The record is from RefSeq and is a predicted model, not a curated record. Lineage: Eukaryota; Fungi; Ascomycota; Pichiomycetes; Serinales; Debaryomycetaceae. Gene Ontology annotation, molecular function: NADP binding; protein dimerization activity; NAD binding.